CGUACCUACACUGAUUCGCCUCUAUGGCUUUCCCAAGAAGUAUCAUCAAGACACUCGAUAAGCUUAUAUUAAAUAGCACCAUUCGUACUAUGUCCACCCAACACGUCUUCGGUACUCCGUCCACCUCCUCGGACCCCGCCUUACCCUCUUCUGCUCCCGAGACUGUCAAGCUCACCACCCACAAUCAGUACCUGACUCCGCGGCUGCUCGCUUCCGACCUCUCUCCCAACCCUCUUUUGCAGUUUAACUCCUGGUUUGCGUCUGCUCUCCAACCCUCUCAGGGCGAAGUUGCUGCAGGUCGCAAAGUCAAUGAACCAGAGGCUAUGACUCUGUCUACCGCUACCGCUCAAGGUAUCCCUUCUUCUCGAGUAGUGUUACUCAAAACCGUAGAUAAGACGGGCUUCGUCUUCUUCACAAACUAUACCUCACGGAAGUCGGAAGAACUUCUUGCAAACCCUUACGCGGCACUUACGUUCUACUGGCGAGAAGUAUCAAAGCAAGUCAGAGUGGUGGGUAAGGUCGAGAAAGUUAGUAGGGAGGAGAGUGUAGAGUACUUUAACACCCGACCAAGGGGCAGUAGGAUUGGUGCGUGGGCGAGUAAGCAAAGUCAGCCGGUGGAAGAGGGUCAGUUGGAAGAACGGGUGAAGAAUGAGGAGAAGCACUGGGAAGGGAAGGAAGUGGAGUGCCCUGAGUUCUGGGGUGGUUGGAGGGUCGUUCCAUUCGAGGUUGAAUUUUGGUCUGGACAGCCCUCUCGUUUGCAUGACCGAUUUAGGUACACCCGACCAGAAGGAAGUGAGGGGGAGUGGGAGAUUAAGAAGCUUUCUCCGUAAUCUAUCAUGGUGGUUUUAAGGAGAGGAUAAAAAUGUUGUCGUAAUAUCUACAAAUAGAAUAGAAAUAUACAUCUCAGUGUACGCACGAUUGUUAGGCUUUAUUGCAAUCACAUGAAUGAAUAACCGACUUGAAUCCCUUCUCAACUACUAGUUCCUCGUCUGCUAUUCUUUUAUGCUACCAAACCCUGUUUAGUUCGAACCUCUUCUCUCUAGUGUACGGAUAGCUCCCUCCCUCUAUGGACAAUCAAUCGUGAGGCCCUCCAGAGUAUACCUGAUGGAAUUUGAUCCAAUCUUCAUUCUUCUCUGCCCGUGUUGAAGAUGACAAGGGUGGUCGGCAAGGUAUAGUUGUGCUUAUUGAAGCGAUUAGUUAACAUGGCAGUGUUGAACGUGGUGGACGUCCCGGAUUGUGCUUAAUAUGUGGUCAAACCUUUUUACUGAUAUUUGAAAACGGAACGCCAGUGGGGGAUGAACUUAUGAUAGUAGACGUGUUAACUGACGCAGGGUCGCUGCUCUGGGAGAGCCUGUUUGCUAGCAGACGUUUGAAUUGAUUGGUUCAGGCAUUAUUCUGCCGGCAGUGUUCAAUUCUAAUAUAUCGUGGAAGAAGGAUAUAACAACCAGGGCUACUGUCUGUUUUUGUUUAUAUGUC
Molecule: messenger RNA, 1476 nt
Organism: Cryptococcus deneoformans JEC21
Lineage: Eukaryota; Fungi; Basidiomycota; Tremellomycetes; Tremellales; Cryptococcaceae
Product: pyridoxamine-phosphate oxidase, putative
Exons: 3
Coding region: 24-830 (268 amino acids)
Biological process (GO): pyridoxine biosynthetic process
Molecular function (GO): pyridoxamine phosphate oxidase activity; FMN binding
Source: RefSeq, a predicted model, not a curated record